Lathyrus oleraceus (garden pea) is the source of this 630-nucleotide messenger RNA. RefSeq names its product proline-rich receptor-like protein kinase PERK10. Bases 1 to 630 code for a protein of 209 amino acids. The record is from RefSeq and is a predicted model, not a curated record. The transcript has a single exon. Lineage: Eukaryota; Viridiplantae; Streptophyta; Magnoliopsida; Fabales; Fabaceae.
AUGAAGAGGAUGCGAGAGCCCUAUGAGAAUUCCAAGAAGGCAAAGAAGGCAAAGUUGGGAGAAACCUCUGGGUCAAAACCUCCAGUUCCUCUGGCUAAUUCUCCAAGUAAGUCUAUGCCUCCUUCUCGCUCUAUUAAAUUAAAGCAUGUUGCUUCUUCUCUCCCUCAAAACACUCCCAUUUACACCCCAUUAGAAACACCUCCCUCAACACCCAAAACUUCUAACCCACCAUCCCACAAAUUCAAUCUCGCAACCACUACCCUACCCGUUUCUGAAGCAGAAAUGCUGAACAAAACCACCUCACCAUCAUCUUCCUCACCUUCAUCCCCACCAUACUAUAUUCUCUCAUUAGACAAUGAAACAUUUGUCCCCCAAUCUCCCAUUCUAGCUCAACUUCAAGCACGUGCUCUGGCCUCACAACAACCAUCAAAACUUGAACCUGAACCUGAAGUCACCUCUCCACCCCCUGAACAAAAAAAUCCACCUCCAUCUGAUCAACCUCAAACACCGACCCCUGAACAACAAACUAAUCCCCCUCCUGAACAACCAGUACCCUCACCAUCUGAACAUCAACCAAAUCCACAACCUGAACAAACAACACCGCCGCCCUCUAAUAUUCCUCGCCACUAA